This is a messenger RNA of Acanthosepion pharaonis, 1968 nucleotides long. Lineage: Eukaryota; Metazoa; Mollusca; Cephalopoda; Sepiida; Sepiidae. The record is from the annotation of a GenBank genome assembly.
AUGCCGCCGCCGCCGCAUCCUCUUCCUCCUUAUCUUCCCCCUCUUUAUUAUUAUUAUGUAGACUCUCUCUCUCUCUCUAUUGCAUCAACACGUGACAUUAACCGAGGCACAGACUUAUUUUGUCCCAUUUCUUUCUCCCUUUAUCCCUUUACUCUCCUCUUUAUUUUCCUCUUUUUCACUUCUUUCUUUUCUUCUUGUUUUUCUUCUUUACUCCCUUUCACUUUUCUUCUUCUGUUUCCCGCCCUGCUUUUCUUCUUCUGUUUCCCGCCCUGCUUUUCUUCUUCUUCUGUUUCCCGCCCUGCUUUUCUUCUUCUUCUUCUGUUUCCCGCCCUGCUUUUCUUCUUCUUCUUCUGUUUCCCUCCCUGCUUUUCUUCUUCUUCUUCUGUUUCCCUCCCUGCUUUUCUUCUUCUUCUUCUGUUUCCCUCCCUGCUUUUCUUCUUCUUCUGUUUCCCUGCUUUCUUCCUGCUUUUCUUCUUCUUCUUCUGUUUCCCUCCCUGCUUUUUCUUCUUCUUCUUCUGUUUCCCUCCCUGCUUUUCUUUUCUUCUUCUGUUUCCCUCCUGCUUUUCUUCUUCUUCUUCUGUUUCCCUCCCUGCUUUUCUUCUUCUUCUUCUGUUUCCCUCCCUGCUUUUCUUCUUCUUCUGUUUCCCGCCCUGCUUUUCUUCUUCUUCUUCUGUUUCCCUCCCUGCUUUUCUUCUUCUUCUUCUGUUUCCCUCCCUGCUUUUCUUCUUCUUCUUCUGUUUCCCUCCCUGCUUUUCUUCUUCUUCUUCUUCUGUUUCCCUCCCUGCUUUUCUUCUUCUUCUUCUUCUGUUUCCCUCCCUGCUUUUCUUCUUCUUCUUCUUCUGUUUCCCUCCCUGCUUUUCUUCUUCUUCUUCUUCUGUUUCCCUCCUGCUUUUCUUCUUCUUCUUCUGUUUCCCUCCCUGCUUUUUUCUUCUUCUUCUGUUUCCCCCUGCUUUUCUUCUUCUUCUUCUGUUUCCCUCCCUGCUUUUCUUCUUCUUCUUCUUUUCCCUCCUGCUUUUCUUCUUCUUCUGUUUCCCUCCUGCUUUUCUUCUUCUUCUUCUGUUUCCCUCCCUGCUUUUCUUCUUCUUCUUCUGUUUCCCUCCCUGCUUUUCUUCUUCUUCUUCUGUUUCCUCCUGCUUUUCUUCUUCUUCUUCUGUUUCCCUCCCUGCUUUUCUUCUUCUUCUUCUGUUUCCCUCCCUGCUUUUUCUUCUUCUUCUUCUUCUUCCUUGCUUUUCCCUUGCUUUUUCUUCUUCUUCUUCUUCUGUUUCUCCUGCUUUUUUCUUCUUCUUCUUCUGUUUCCCCCUGCUUUUCUUCUUCUUCUUCUUCUGUUUCCCUCCUUUUUUUCUUCUUCUUCUUCUUCUGUUUCCCUCCCUGCUUUUCUUCUUCUUCUUCUGUUUCCCUCCUGCUUUUCUUCUUCUUCUUCUGUUUUUUCCCCUGCUUUUCUUCUUCUUCUUCUGUUUCCCUCCCUGCUUUUUCUUCUUCUUCUUCUUUUUCCCUCCCCAGCUUUUCUUCUUCUUCUUCUUCUCUUUUCCCUCGGCUUUUCUUCUUCUUCUUCUUCUCUUUCCCCUCUUUUCUUUCUUCUUCUUCUUCUUCUUCUUCUCUUCUUCCCUCCCCCUUUUUUUCUUCUUCUUCUUCUUCUUCUCUUUUCCCUCCCGGCUUUUUUCUUCUUCUUCUUCUUCUUCUUCUCUUUCCCUCCCGGCUUUUCUUCUUCUUCUUCUUCUUCUUCUUCUUCUCUUUUCCCUCCCGGCUUUUUUUUCUUCUUCUUCUUCUUCUUCUUUUUCCUCCCGGCUUUUUUUUUCUUCUUCUUCUUCUUCUCUUUCCCUCCCGGCUUUUUUUCUUCUUCUUCUUCUUCUUCUUCUCUUUCCCUCCCGGCUUUUUCCUUUUUUUUUCUUCUUUCAUCCCCACUUUCUCUUCUUCUUCCACAUCUUUUUAUUUGCUAUUUCUCUUACGUCUUUUUCUUUCUUACUCUGA